Messenger RNA from Scheffersomyces stipitis CBS 6054, 1005 nucleotides. RefSeq names its product Rag GTPase (gene GTR1). The coding region runs from base 1 to 1005 and encodes 334 amino acids. The transcript has a single exon. Gene Ontology annotation, biological process: positive regulation of TOR signaling; cellular response to amino acid stimulus; cellular response to starvation. The record is from RefSeq and is a predicted model, not a curated record. Gene Ontology annotation, molecular function: GTP binding; GTPase activity. Gene Ontology annotation, cellular component: nucleus; fungal-type vacuole membrane; Gtr1-Gtr2 GTPase complex. NCBI's taxonomy places the organism in Eukaryota, Fungi, Ascomycota, Pichiomycetes, Serinales, Debaryomycetaceae.
AUGUCCCAUUCUUCAAGAAAGAAGUUGCUUCUUAUGGGCCGUUCAGGUUCCGGAAAGUCGUCAAUGAGAUCUAUCAUCUUCUCCAACUACUCAGCCUUUGAUACCCGAAGACUUGGUGCCACCAUCGAUGUAGAGCAUUCGCACCUUAGGUUCCUUGGCAACAUGACUCUCAAUUUAUGGGAUUGUGGUGGACAAGAUAUUUUCAUGGACAACUACUUCACUAACCAGAAAGACCACAUCUUCAAGAUGGUACAAGUACUCAUACACGUGUUUGACGUGGAGUCCAAGUCCAUCAAUAAAGAUAUUGAGAUUUUCAUCAAGGCGCUCACAAAUCUUCAGAAAUAUAGUCCAGGUGCCAAAAUCUUUGUAUUGUUGCACAAGAUGGACCUCGUCCAAAUUGACAAACGGGAGGAGUUAUUUACAAUAAUGAUGGAAAAACUCCAGAAAAUCUCGAAUCCCUACCAGUUCAAGUUAAUUGGCUUCCCCACGUCCAUUUGGGAUGAGAGUUUAUACAAGGCAUGGUCGCAGAUUGUCUGUUCGUUGAUACCCAACAUGAACCUCUUCAAUAACAAUUUGCUCAAGUUGAAUCUGAUUUUGGAAUCUGAAGAAAUCAUUUUGUUUGAGAAGACGACCUUUUUGGUGAUAUCAUCCACUGCUUCCAUACAGAAGCAGGAGACCACCAGCGAAGAGUUGGAUCCAAAGCGUUUCGAAAAGAUCUCAAAUAUUAUCAAAACCUACAAACAGUCGAUUUCCAAGUUGAGAUCCAAUUUCAACAACUUGAUAAUAAGAGGCAGCAACGGCACAUACUUCUACGUAGACGUGUUGACCGACAACAUGUUCAUCAUGAUCGUGUUGAAAGACAAGACUCCUGUGGACAGCAACAGUGUCCAACAACAUGAAGAGUUGUUGAUCCUUGAGAACAUUCGUUCCGCCAGAAAGUGGUUUGAGAAGAUUGAAAGCACCGGCAAGAUUGAAUCAUCUGCCAAUUCGCUCCAGAGGGCAUAA